AUGUGUGCAGCAGAACCACACUUUGAGACGCGCGAGAUGGCGGCGGAUGCUGACCAGCCUCCGCCAGAUCUCGCAGGCCUGUUCGUGGAUUCGCAUUGCCAUCCCACCGACGAUCCAGCCGCCUACACCUCAUCCAAUCUGGACCAACUUUCUGAUCGCAUCAGCAGCACGACAGUGGGUCGACUGGUAUGCAUGGCAACGAAUGCAAGAGAUCAGGGCAUGGUCGCCGAGCUGGCAUUGCGCCAUCCCACCAAAGUGGUCCCUUGCUUCGGAUGGCAUCCAUGGUUCGCCCACCACAUCUCACUGUUCGACCCGCCACCGAACAAAGCGAAGCACUACCACGAUCUAUUCAGCAUACCAGAUGCAUCCUCCGAAGAAGGAGAUCGAAGCAAGGAAGAGCUCGAUGCAAUAUGGGAUCAGCUGCCGGAUCCAAUAUCGCUCCGAUCCGUGUGCCAGGGUAUUCGCGAGCAAUUCGAUCGCUUCCCCAAUGCGCUGCUCGGGGAGGUAGGCAUCGAUCGAGCUUUCAGGAUACCUCGGCGUGCCUGGAACUACGAUCCGCACAGGGCCGAGCCGGACACAACACUGCCGAAGUUGACAAAGCUCAAAACACCGCAGACGCACCAACUGUCCGUCUUGCGAGCGCAGAUCGACGUGGCUCUCCACUAUCGACGCAACAUCUCGCUUCACUCUGUUCAAGCAGCAGGCCUCACAGUGGACCUUUUGACCUCGCUGCGCAACGCAGACAUUUCGGCCUUCGGCGCCGUGCGCGUGUCGCUACACUCGUGCACGCUCGACAACAACGUCGUACGAUCCAUCACCAAGAAGCAUGCCAACGUCUACGUUGGCUUUUCAUCGACCAUCAACCGCAAGCAGAUUGCCGCGCGCGAGUGCCUCGGCAGCGUUGAGCGUAGUCGAGCAUUGAUGGAGAGCGACUACCACACGGUCAAGGGGAUUCCGGGCUACCUGAUGGAGGCAAACGACUACUUUGCUCAGCUGCACGGACUGAGCCCAGAAGCGGCGGCGCAACAGCUUCGAUCAAAUUGGGAGACCUUCUAUUCUGGAAGAGCUCAAUCAGACGGUUCAGGAGACGAAGAAGAUUCCGAUGGCGACAGUCAAUGA
Messenger RNA from Pseudozyma hubeiensis SY62, 1119 nucleotides. Its product is annotated as dnase. The record is from RefSeq and is a predicted model, not a curated record. The coding region runs from base 1 to 1119 and encodes 372 amino acids. The transcript has a single exon. Lineage: Eukaryota; Fungi; Basidiomycota; Ustilaginomycetes; Ustilaginales; Ustilaginaceae. Gene Ontology annotation, molecular function: hydrolase activity, acting on ester bonds.